This is a messenger RNA of Mollisia scopiformis, 1470 nucleotides long. RefSeq lists its product as uncharacterized. Lineage: Eukaryota; Fungi; Ascomycota; Leotiomycetes; Helotiales; Mollisiaceae. Gene Ontology annotation, molecular function: RNA binding. The record is from RefSeq and is a predicted model, not a curated record. The transcript has 8 exons. Gene Ontology annotation, cellular component: nucleus. Bases 1 to 1470 code for a protein of 489 amino acids.
AUGGACGACACCGAACGACGCACCGCAAAGCGCUCGCGCUUCGAUCAGACAGAGCCAAAGCGCACUUCGAGAUUUGACAGACGCUCGCGAUCUCCCCCAGCCUCGAAGCCGGAUCCCGAAUCUAGACGCAGCAGGAGCCCGCUACCACGAGCCUCUGAUAGCCCCGCCACGGACUCUGCGAAGAAAGGAGGAGUUGAUCCUGCUGCUGCUGCUGCUGCUGCGGCCGCCAGAAUCAAUGCCCAAAUUCAGGCCAAGAAGGGGAUCCAGCAUGUCGAUGUUCCUCCCAUCCUAUCAACCUUGAGCCCUAAGGAACCAAGUAUGGCAUCCCCAGGAGCCUCAGGUUCAGGAAAUAGCGCAGCUUUGGUGAAUGGUGAGAUGUACAUUGCAGACGGCGACUACAUUCGAGAUAUCGAGGUCAAUGACCUGCGGAAUCGUUAUACACUGACCAAAGGCUCUACGCAAAAGAUGAUUAAAGAAGAAACCGGUGCUGAUGUCACGACCCGCGGGAACUAUUAUCCGGACAAAAGCAUGGCCACGGCUGCUAAUCCACCCCUGUACCUACACGUCACGAGCACGACAAAGCGUGGUCUCGAGCAAGCGGUAGAAAAGAUCGAGGAACUCAUGAAACAAGAGCUUCCCAAUCUUGUCGACGAACGAAGAUUUCGACGACGAGAACCAGAGCAAGUUGAGAGAGACGAGUUUGGCAGACGUAAAUGGCCUGAGGAGAGAAUUUCCAUUGACUUCGAACCACUGCCUGGCUUCAAUCUCAGAGCUCAAGUUGUUGGUCACGGAGGAGCGUAUGUUAAGCAUAUUCAACAGGAGACCAGAUGCCGUGUUCAGAUCAAGGGCCGUGGUUCUGGAUUUAUGGAACAUGGUACUGGUCGUGAGAGUGACGAGGAGAUGUACUUGCAUGUUGCUGGUCCCGAUCCUAAUGAGGUCCAAAAGGCCAAGGAACUCUGCGAAGACCUGCUGAAGAACGUUAGAGAGCAGUAUGAAGAGUUCAAGACUCGCCCUCCUCAACGUGGCUAUGGAACUACCGGUUAUGGUGGAGAGCGUGGCUACGGUGAUCGUGCUCCUGAUCGGUCAAACUCAUAUGGCGGCUCAGGUGGAGGUUAUGGUGGCUACACUGGCUCACCUGCACCAAAUACCCCAGGAGCUGUUCUGAGUCCAACAACCCCAUCUGCUCCUGGCGCUGGUAGUCCGACAUCUGCGGCUGAUUAUGCAGCUCAGUACGCUCAGUACUACGGAGGUGCAGAUCCUUACGCAGCCUACGGAGGUUAUGCAGCUUAUGUCCAGUAUUAUCAGCAAUACAUGGCUGCUGCGGCUGCCGCACAACAACAAACUGGCGCUCCAGGCUCCGGUUCAGCUCCUCCCCCACCACCGAAUGAAGCACCGCCCCCUCCUCCGCCUUCCGGUUCUGGUUCUGGUUCUGGUGGCUAUAAUGCCGUACCACCGCCUCCUGGCAUGUAA